Messenger RNA from Hyla sarda, 726 nucleotides. RefSeq names its product coiled-coil-helix-coiled-coil-helix domain containing 10 (gene CHCHD10). The record is from RefSeq and is a predicted model, not a curated record. The transcript is spliced from 4 exons. Gene Ontology annotation, cellular component: nucleus; mitochondrion. NCBI's taxonomy places the organism in Eukaryota, Metazoa, Chordata, Amphibia, Anura, Hylidae. Bases 153 to 590 code for a protein of 145 amino acids. Gene Ontology annotation, biological process: mitochondrion organization.
CGGUUUAACACUGGAGAUAGAGCGGUUGCAGAUUGUGACGUCAUUAGGAGGCGCCGUUUAGAGGAUUCUGGAAGUGACAAGUGCGAAGUUUCCCAGGACGAUCACUGACAUUGUCCCCAGCAGCCGAGAGUGUGACCGUCCUAGAGGUCAGCAUGCCCCGCGGUAGCCGCAGCGUUCCCUCCCGCACAGCGCCCAGCCCUGCUCCUUCCCAUGCCCCGGCUCCGGCACAUCCGCCACCUUCUGCUGUAUCCACAGCUCCUGCCCCAUCCCAGGGGCCUGGAUUAAUGGCUCAGAUGGCUACUACAGUAGCUGGAGUGGCAGCGGGCUCAGCAGUAGGACAUGUCCUUGGUGGUGCCCUCACUGGUGCUUUUAGUGGAGGCAGCUCUGAGCCGGCAAAACCAGCUGUACAGGAGCCUCCAAAGCCCCCUGCUUUCUCCCAGCAGCCUCAGUCACAAUAUGGCCCCUGCCACUAUGAAAUGAAGCAGUUCUUGGACUGUGCUACCACACAGAGUGACCUUACUCUGUGCGAAGGAUUUAGUGAAGCAUUAAAGCAAUGCAAAUACAACUAUGGUGUCUCAUCUCUUUUGUGACAUAUUUUGGUUGCCCAGCUGGACAAGCAUACCUAGGAGAAGCCACUUUUACAGUGACAACGCGUUUCGGUUAUCUUCUGUUACUAUAAUAUCUUCAAAUAGAGUAAUGAAUAAAUCUAGAUGUAUUUAUAUUUAA